Molecule: messenger RNA, 1068 nt
Organism: Xenopus laevis (African clawed frog)
Lineage: Eukaryota; Metazoa; Chordata; Amphibia; Anura; Pipidae
Gene: spmap1.L
Product: chromosome 17 open reading frame 98 L homeolog
Exons: 6
Coding region: 201-935 (244 amino acids)
Source: RefSeq, a predicted model, not a curated record
GGUGACUGAGAAGCAACACAGACUAAACCAUUAUUGUGCAUGGGGCCUUCCAAGCUGUUGUACAGUCCCUGGAAUGAAAUUCAGCCCACUAUCAACUUCAUUCCCCCAAAGACCCCCCUCAACAUGACCUGGAUUAAUGUGGGCAGUCCUGUAAGUGGCACAAUGCAGCCCCUCCAGCUAUUUAAGGCACUGCUAUAGAAAUGUUAUACGGUAGUAACGUUUGUAUUAGGUGCCACCCCCCACCCACAAUGGCACUGGCAGUCAACUGUAACCCAGUCACCCGAACGCAGCAAACGAUCAUCCUCGCUCGAGCAAUGGAGCAAGUCCAGAGACAGAAGGGAAAACUAAAGGCGGCAGAUAAGAGCAGGGUACAGAGGAGAGUUGACCAAGAGGAGAAAAAGCUUGGGAGCCUUCAUGGAACAUCAAUCCAAUAUAGCCAAGCCACUGACCACUCCCUAGAGACCUUUGAUCUGGUCAAGUUUGUAAAUAAGGAGAAGAAGAGAAGGACUGCCCGUGAAAAGGGCUUCAUCUUGGAUGGCAUUGCAGUCAGAACUUUGACGGGAGAAGAGAGGUCUCCCAAGCUUUGGGCAGGGAUCCCUCCAUACAAUGCCCAACGUGACCCACACGCAGCAGCUUAUUUUGAAAGUCCAAACGUGAGGAACUUAUUGAGAAGAACGGGACAGAGCAAUGGAGGAACCUCACUGAAUGGCCGUAUUGUAGACAAGUAUUAUAUCCGUGGAGAUGGGGCCUUAUACGUGAACCUCAGGAACUGCAGUGGAGCAGGACAUUGCCAGAUGCAUUACAUUGGGCAUAAUGCCCCAUCAUGGCUGCCAAUGCUCGGGUACAAUGGGCAUUAUGGUUACAGAAGGAAUUUGCCAACACUCCGUCAGACACCCUCUGCAUUCAGAGAAAUUACCCCAUUCCCCCUUCACUAAGGGGUUCUGAUGCCGCUGCUGGAAACCUGGAGAACCAAUCAAGAGCUCAGCAUGUCAACUGACCAGGAACAUGGACCCCUUGUUAUUUAGUAAAGGGUUAAAGAGCAAAAUAAAACCAAAAAUCAAGUGCAAA